This is a messenger RNA of Blastomyces dermatitidis ER-3, 700 nucleotides long. RefSeq lists its product as uncharacterized. The transcript is spliced from 3 exons. The record is from RefSeq and is a predicted model, not a curated record. Bases 25 to 597 code for a protein of 190 amino acids. NCBI's taxonomy places the organism in Eukaryota, Fungi, Ascomycota, Eurotiomycetes, Onygenales, Ajellomycetaceae.
GCAGAGUUAGCCUGGCAGCAGAGAAUGGGUCCCAGGGCACGCAGGAAUACCAGGCAACGACAGGGCCGGCCAGGAAGCCAAGGCUGCUGCGACAACAGGCAGGCCAAAGAGAGGGCCAGACAGGACUUCGAGGAGUACUGGGCCCAGAACAUGCCAAAACGUUACGCCGAUCUUGAGAUCCUCUUCGAGGGGUGUGACGGCGCGGAUUCGGACACUGGGUUGUCAUCUAUAGAGAGGAAGCUCCUACGCUUCACACUUGGGAAACUAUACGCCAGCCGGACCGGGCAUGGAGACUUCAAGGAUUACCACUUACGCUGUAACCACGAGGACGCAGAGUGCCACUGUCAAUGCAGCUCCCCCAAGUCCCCUGAUCGAAAUUUGACCAACCCCUUUUCUGCCGAUAUCCAAGAAAGUUAUGCCAGGUUUUGGAAAGAAUUCGAUCAAACUGCAGCAGUAUCAUGCGAGCGGACAAUCGAGGAAGCUUUACAUGAAGGGAGAAAAAUUGGAGAUCUGAACUACGGCAUGCUAACGGGAAGUUUGCAUUUGGUCAGCGGCGCACUUUAUCUCUUUAGAGAAUCCCAAUUCCUAACACCCUGAAGGCUAGUAAAUGGAGAGUAGUCGCAAGAGUGUAACAUCUAAGCAAUAAAGACCCUUCCUACUGUUGCGUACUCUUUGAUUCUAUUAUUUUGUUUGGACAGCG